AUGAAAGAUACGCUAAUCAAUUUAGCAAUUAUCAUUUGUUGUCUUCAUGUAACAAUGAUAUUUGCUGAGUUUCAAGUUGAAUUACAUCCCGUUUACAGCGAAUCAAACCAACAUAUCGGAUAUACUGCAAACGUGAUGAUCGGUGAACCGAAAAAAGAAUUUUCUCUGCUUUUAGAUACUGUCACCAAUUUUCUUUGGGUUUUAUCUUCUACUUUUGUCUUAUCUUCUCCAAAUGGUACAUGGGAAUUUAUAAGGAAAAUGCAUGCUUACGCAUAUUACGAUUCCCUAACCGGCAAUGAAACUAAUCAAAUUUUCCUAGAUCAAACCUACGGUUCCAGAAAAGUUUCAAUGAUCCAAUUUACGGAGAAUAUUUCGUUUAAUUCAUUAAAUGGAACACGCGUAGAUUUCCCAAGUUCUCCAUUCUGUGUAUCAAAGGUUUUGCGAUGGCCCAAAUUUGAUUAUCAAAAAAUGGACGGUGUGCUCGGUUUAUCGACGUUACAUGUUUUUGGCUCUCCAUUUGGAGUUUCCAGCCAGUCUUUCUCCGGCCUAUCCAUUUUGGAUAAUCAGAUAAGGAGGGCUAUCCGCAACAAUCAACUUGAUCCAGUUAUUACCAUUGCGUUGCCACCACUGGAUUCUAAGAAGAAAGCGAUGUUAACGUUUGGUGGACGUAAUAACCAAUCAUGCGAUUUGAGUUAUGAAACCACUGAACCGCUUCGUUUGAAGUAUGAAGCCACUGAAUUGCUCCGUUUGAACUAUGAAUCCAAUAGACUGGUUCGUCUGUUCUUUGAAACCGCUGAACCGCUUCGUUUCUCUGAUUUCGUUCAUUCCUUCGCAAAGUCUAAUCAAUCCGUAAAUCAUUAUGAAUUCCAAUACAACUCCAUCAAAAUGGGCAACGCGACGUCUUCUAUUAAGUCAUUUGCUUAUCCGAAUACUAUUGAGCCAUAUAUCGGUGUUCCUGAUGAAUUUCUUCGUAAAAUCGUUGAGAAUCUCAAUGCAACAUUUGAUUCAUCAGAGAAUAAAUAUAAGGUACAGUGUGAAGGAUCCGUCGUUUAUAAUACAUACGAACCGUUCGAGCUAUUCACCGGUAGUAAUACUUACGUCGUUCCGCCACAACAUUUCAUAAUCAAACAUAAUGCGGACGAUACAUUAUGCGAACUUACGUUCAGAAAGAGUGAAAGAACUAUUUAUUCUUUAUAUGUGUCCGGAAUACCAGUCGAAUUAUACGAAGAUAAUGAUCCAAACACAGUUGUGCUUGGAAUACCAUUCUUCCACCAAUAUUGCGUUACGUUGAAACCACGUGAUUAUAAUAUUAAUUUUUCACCGAUAAUUUAA
Cercopithifilaria johnstoni is the source of this 1332-nucleotide messenger RNA. Lineage: Eukaryota; Metazoa; Nematoda; Chromadorea; Rhabditida; Onchocercidae. The record is from the annotation of a GenBank genome assembly.